Messenger RNA from Rotaria sp. Silwood1, 1002 nucleotides. The record is from the annotation of a GenBank genome assembly. Lineage: Eukaryota; Metazoa; Rotifera; Eurotatoria; Philodinida; Philodinidae.
AUGUCUAUAACUAUACAAGGUCGUUUUAUUUUAAAUUAUUCUCUAAAUUUUUUAUCAGCUAUUUUAUUAAUUUAUGUAUCAAAAUGGCUUUUUCGUCAAUAUCCUAUUACAAGUUUAACAUUAACUAUAUUCAAUUGUUUUUAUUCCGGAUUUUUUGCAUGGAUUAUUUUACAAUUUCUAUCAAAAAUUUCAAUAAAAAAUAUUCAAACAUCAACCAAUCGUUUUAAAUCAUUAUUACGUUUACUUCUUAUCUCAACAUCAUUUUCAGCAUUUAUAACAUUUAGUAAUUUAUCAUUACAAUAUAAUACUAUAGGUACAUAUCAAUUAAUUAAAUUACAAGUUCCACCAACUUUAAUGCUUAUUGAAUGGAUACAAUUACAAUUAGGAUUAAAUUCUUCAAUAUUAACUAAAGAAAAAUUUUCUCGAGAUUAUUCUCUAUAUGUUUUAUUAGCUUUUGGAAUUAUUGUUCUUGGAACUUUAAUUAAUACAUAUUCGGAUCUUUAUUUUCAUCCAUUAGGUGUUACUUAUGCUUGUAUAAGUGUUAUAUGUAAUGCAUUAUAUCAAGCUAUGGUACAAAAUGAUAAAGCAUCAUCAACAUAUGAACGUACACAUUUUCUACAAAAUCAAACAAUAACAUCAGCUUUUAUAUUAUUACCAUGUUGGAUAUUUAUUGAUUCAUCAUUUGAAUUCAAUUGGUAUGUUUUAUUUCAAUGGAAUCUAAUGAUUUUAAUAUUUAUAUGUGGUUUACUUGCAUUUAUUGUUAAUUCAAGUGUUAUAUGGUGUAUAAAAGAUGAUGCUGCUAUUGGAUAUAAUAUGGUUGGACAAUUAAAAACUUUAUUUAUUGUAUUUGUUGGAUCAGCAUUAUUUGGUGAAAUAUUAACAAUAAAACAAAUUAUUAGUGUUUUAUUUACAACAAUAGGUUGUUUAAUUUAUGUUUAUAUUACGUAUAGAACUAAAGAACAACAAAAACAUCAACAACCAUUAUUAGUAAAUAAUAUUUGA